This is a messenger RNA of Anolis carolinensis (green anole), 1468 nucleotides long. It is a transcript of the gene dnaaf19, whose product is annotated as coiled-coil domain containing 103. Gene Ontology annotation, biological process: epithelial cilium movement involved in extracellular fluid movement; inner dynein arm assembly; determination of left/right symmetry. The coding region runs from base 362 to 1096 and encodes 244 amino acids. NCBI's taxonomy places the organism in Eukaryota, Metazoa, Chordata, Lepidosauria, Squamata, Anolidae. The transcript is spliced from 4 exons. The record is from RefSeq and is a predicted model, not a curated record. Gene Ontology annotation, cellular component: outer dynein arm.
AAGAAAUCAUUCCGGCAACUGAGUAGACAGCCUCAUCCGGAGGCAACAGCGGAGCCUUUCAUUCUCUCGUCUACAUCGGAGUUGUGCUAGUGAACUCUAAGCUCCACCGCUGGAAGGUCCUGCCCACCCCGGAGAGUGUCCUGGUUGCUAUGGAAACCUCGUUGGCAUGGGAGCGCGAGGCCUACCUUGGAAAACGAGCUCCAGCGCCCUGUAGCGUGAAAAGCUGCCUUUCUCUCGGUUUCGUGUCUUGGUGUGGACUUCCCAGUGCAGAGUUUCCUGAAAUUUGUGUAGUGAUCCUUUAAAGAGUCCCACAGGUGCUAGAUAGGCCAAAGCUGGAGCUGUGAGUUUAUAGGUCUUAAGAAUGGAAGGCAUGAUAGAUUUCCGUGCUUUGGAAAAAGAGUUGGGACAAGCGAUUGCCAGUGAUGAGAAGUACAAAAGAGAAAACGAUGCCAAAUUUCGAGCAGUGCAUCAGAAAGUAGCAUCCUAUGAAGAAUUCAGGGAUAUUGUUCGAGCAUCACACUUAAAGCCUUUAGAAAAAAGGGACAAAAUGAGGAGCAAAAGAAGCAUGUUAUGGAAUUCCUGUGCAUUUAAACCAAACUGUAAAGAAGAAAGUGAAGUAGAAUUGUCUCAGGAUUUAGAGCGGCUUCCUGAGACUUCUGCAGAAUUCUACAGAGACUGGCGCAGAUGCAUGAAAAGCAGCCAUCAACGAUACCAGCUUCUGCUCCAACUUGGACCCCAGAGUUUGGGCAGAAUUUUUCAAACCGACUUGGCUUUUGGUCUUCUAGGUGAAUUCCUAGUGGUGCUCACAGAAAAUGUCUGCAUGGAAGACCAAAACACUGUCUUGGAAAUCUUGGAGAGUUUUGCUAGCACAAAACGCUUUGGUCUGAAUAUAGAACUUCUGGGUGAGCAAGAGAAAGAAGGCUGCAGAGGGUUAUUUAAGAAACUGCAAAAAAUGGCUUCUGGCCCUGGUGAACUUGCUGAAUCUCCAGAUGCUUCUGAUGAGGGAAGUACAGCUCAAUCCAAAAUUCAUGGCCAAACAGAUGGACCAACUGAAGAAAAACUCAGGAAACUGAUGCAGCUUUAUCAAAUCUCCUGAAAUAAUCUUGCAUCUUUAUUACCAAAUACACUACUGGAAUAUAUUGCAGAAUACAGGGAAAAUUGAAAUACCCACUUGUAAUAGUUUUUUAAAAAAUUAGCAAUCUGCAAGGGUUUGCCUUAUACAUUUCCCAUUCUGCAAAAGAUCUUAUGCAGAAGAGAUUUCCAGUGAUUAAGCCCUUUGUACAUCCUUUAUUUUGUGCUGCAUCAGUUAUUGAAUUUUUACAUAAAUUUGUUCUUCUCCAUUCAGUUUCAAUAAAUAGUUUUUUUGUGGACGGUUUUGUUACUUUCUGCUGUAACUUGUCUCAUGUUUCUCAUAGCUUUGAAUGUUUCUUUUCAAGAUGAAAUAAAUACAGUAUAACCUUCAUAUUAA